Amoebophrya sp. A120 is the source of this 443-nucleotide messenger RNA. The record is from the annotation of a GenBank genome assembly. Lineage: Eukaryota; Dinophyceae; Syndiniales; Amoebophryaceae.
GCCCAGCGUGCCAGCUGCCGGCCACCCGGCCAGCCGGGCCCGGGGCCGGCCGGCCCCGCUGCGUCUCGGCUCCGUGUGUAUAGGGCCGCGCCCUGCCGCGGCCUGGGUUUUCAUUCGCACGCGCAGGCCCGCGCGACCAGUUCCUCCGCCCACUGGAGUAAACCUGUUGCGCAGGCCCAGGCGGGGGUCAGAAGCUCUCUUCGGGGCGGAGGAAGAGCCGUGUCGGGCAUGUCUGCUCUGCAUGACGUGCGCUGGUGGCCAUCCGCGUCGGCCGCGCGCGUCCAUCGCCUUCCCACUGGACCGCGGCGGGGCUCACACAUAGGGCGCUGCGGCCCGAUCUUCUACUUAUUUACAUAUGGGCGGCCCUUGGGGAAUUGCGCUUGCCAAAUGGUUCGCCUCACGUGAUCGAUGGUGUGCCAAUCUUCGCCUCCAGAGCGACAGGC